UCCAUUUACUUUGGUUAGAUAUUUCAAAAGCAAAAGUGGUUCAGUCUGAGAUGUUUUAUAACUUUUCCUCUUGUAGAUUAAGGCAUCCAGCCCUUUGUUGCAUGUGUGCAUGAGUGACAAGAAAAAUAGCUUUCCUCCCAUUUCUAAUUUCAUUCAUGCAACAGUGCCGGGAUCAGGGCAGCAACCACAGAAGCUGGAUUAUAGUUUACAAAUGGAAACGAAUGAAGACAUAGAUAUCCACAAGGCAUAGGAAAGAGAAUGCCACACGAUAGCUAGCCGUAUUGGUUAGGAGAAUCCAGCAAUCAAAAGUCUCAAUCAUUUGAAAGCAACCAUACGAAGUACCUUUAAUCGUGGCCAACUAUAUAUCUGCAGGCCCCCCUCCUCGGUAGAAUUCUAAUUCCAAGCACAUUCACCUUGAAAGGAGAUGAAAAAAAAAAGAGUUAUAAACUCUCUCUGUAAUUACAGAUAAGAGUAUAUUAACCAGGAGUUAUAUUUAAAACCUUAAAAUUCCAAUAAUGGAGAGAGAGUAUCAUCCAGCAGGACAUGAAGAAGUAGCAGAACAGCCACCUCAAACUCCAAGGAAGAAGAAGAAUAAGAUGAAGAACAAGAGGAGGUUUAGUGAUGAGCAAAUCAGGUUACUAGAGUCCAUUUUCGAAUCAGAGACGAAGCUCGAACCAAGAAAGAAACUGGAACUGGCAAGAGAGCUCGGGCUCCAACCUCGCCAAGUAGCUAUAUGGUUUCAAAACAGAAGAGCUAGAUGGAAGUCAAAACAGAUAGAGCAAGAUUACAGAACACUCAGAGCUAAUUACGACAACUUAGCAUCGAGAUUUGAAUCCUUGAAGAAAGAGAAACAGACCUUAAUGUUACAGUUGCAGAGUCUAAGUAAACUGCUGGCAGAACCUCAUGACAUAAAUAAAGCCAGAAAGGGUCUUGACACAGGCGGUGGUUCGGAAAAUGGAGAUACCAAGUGCGAGCCUGAAGCAGAAGUACAGCCAAGUUUCCAACAGGCAGGAGUAGAAGAGAGGGGAUUCCUUGGCUUACAAAUUGAAAACGACAGACAUAUCGAGCAUGCAGCGCAGCCAGGAGACGAAUUUAUGAGCAUGGAGGAAUAUAGAAAUGACUCCCCUGCAUCACCUGAAAAAUUGUGUGGAUUUGAUUCGUCUGCUUGCAUCACUUGUCUCAGCUCUUCCAAUCAAUUCGCUCUCCCAUCUUCACCUGUCAAGUCUCUCAAGUUCCCUCUCUUCUGGCCCUGGCAAAGGGUGAAGAUGGGUCCUUUGACUGUGUCUCCAAUGGGGUUUGGGACGUGGGCAUGGGGCAACCAGCUUCUCUGGGGUUACAAGGAAUCAAUGGAUUCUGAACUUCAACGAGUUUUCAAUCUUGCCGUGGAGAACGGCAUCAAUCUUUUUGAUACUGCGGAUUCUUAUGGGACUGGAAGACUCAAUGGACAGAGUGAAAAACUUCUAGGAAAGUUCAUUAGAGAAUUUCGAGGGGAAAAGCGGAUAGAAGAUGAGAUUGUAAUUGCUACAAAGUUUGCAGCAUAUCCCUGGCGUCUAACACCAGGUCAAUUUGUUCAAGCUUGCAGGGCCUCGAGGGAUCGAAUGCAGAUUGAGCAAAUUGGAAUAGGACAGUUACACUGGUCCACUGCAAACUAUGCUCCCCCACAAGAAUUAGCUCUUUGGGGUGGUUUAGUGGCAAUGUAUGAGCAGGGCUUAGUUAAAGCUGUUGGAGUUAGCAAUUACGGACCCAAACAGCUUGUAAAGAUUUAUGAUUACCUUAAAGCCAGAGGAGUCCCUCUACGUUCAGCUCAGGUACAAUUUUCUCUGCUAAGCAUGGGAGAAGAGCAGAUGGAGAUUAAGAAUAUUUGUGACUCUCUGGGUAUCCGCUUGAUUUCUUAUAGUCCUCUGGGACUUGGAAUGCUUACUGGAAAAUAUACACCUUCCAGGCUUCCAAGUGGGCCUAGGGGCCUGCUAUUUAAGCAAAUUCUUCCAGGACUGGAGCCCUUGCUGGUUUCCUUAAGAGAAAUUGCAGAAAAACGGGGCAAAACCGUACCUCAGGUCGCAAUAAACUGGUGCAUCAGCAAAGGCACCAUUCCAAUACCUGGAGUUAAAUCAGUGAAACAAGCACAAGAAAAUUUGGGUGCUCUUGGAUGGCGCUUAAGUUCAAAUGAGUUGCUUCAGUUAGAUUAUGCAGCUCAGCAGUCUCCAAGGAGGAUGAUCCAAAAUAUUUUCCAGACAAAAUAAUCAGUUUAGAACUACAGCAUCGAAUCUAUGGCAUGGAGAAAUCCAAUGGGGUGCAAUUGAGGAAUGUAAUUUUGACGAAGUGCAUAAGCACCCCCAAAGAAAAGAACCAUUUUGGGGUGCAAAUCACAGAAACUGCUGAUUAGUGGUAUUUCCAUCAACUAAAAGGGCCGUGGCAGUAGGAUUGCCAUCCUACAACUUUCCAACAAAUAGAAGAGAGGAGGAUUGGAGCAACAUCUGUUACCAAUUUUGCAGCUGAAAUGCAGGAAAUGGCGUGAAGCCUACAAAUGAACAUUAAAUUGUAUAUGAAGCACAACAUACAGUAUUCCAUGUAUCAUAUUUGCAGAGUUGCUAAGUUGUUCAUGCACAAAAUCAUUGAAAAAACUUGCUUUCAGAAGUGGAAAAACGUUCCAAUAUUCCUUUUCA
Theobroma umbraticum is the source of this 2663-nucleotide messenger RNA. RefSeq names its product NAD(P)-linked oxidoreductase superfamily protein (gene PLR1). The record is from RefSeq and is a predicted model, not a curated record. Gene Ontology annotation, cellular component: cytoplasm. Lineage: Eukaryota; Viridiplantae; Streptophyta; Magnoliopsida; Malvales; Malvaceae.